Molecule: messenger RNA, 1646 nt
Organism: Nymphalis io (European peacock)
Lineage: Eukaryota; Metazoa; Arthropoda; Insecta; Lepidoptera; Nymphalidae
Gene: Ccz1
Product: vacuolar fusion protein CCZ1 homolog
Exons: 11
Coding region: 198-1550 (450 amino acids)
Biological process (GO): vesicle-mediated transport
Cellular component (GO): Mon1-Ccz1 complex; intracellular membrane-bounded organelle
Source: RefSeq, a predicted model, not a curated record
AAGCUAAUUAUUUCUUGUUAAAUUUCUUCCUUCCUUCAACUGAAGGAAUUUCAAAGUGUUCCUUCAGUUUUAUCAGUAAAUUAUAAUAAUAUAUAUUAUAUGUAACUGAAAAUAAUGCUAUUUACAACAUAUUGAUAACAUAAAGUAUACACAUUAAGAAAUAAUUGCACAAAUAUUAAAAUCAAAAACAUAUCACAAUGAUUGAUGUGAAGAAUAAAGUAAAUUCUUUUUUUAUAUUUAACUCUAGUUUUGGGCCGAAAGAAGGCGACGAGCUUAAAAGAAUAUUAUUUUUUCAUCCAACACAAAUUACAGCCGAUGCUAGAAAAAUGCAAGUGGGAUUAUGUGAAGCAGUUGUAAAAUUUAUGACGACAUUCUCUUCCGAACCAUGUGAGGCAUUACAAACACAAUCAAAAAGAUAUAUAUUCUACCAGCCAGAGAAGGGAUUCUGGAUGGUUCUGGUUGUAAGAAUACCUUACGCAACAAAAAGUUCUACAACAGCUGGAGAAAAAAAAGAUAUAAUAGAACCAUCUGUGAUGUAUGAUUUAAUAGUCUCUGCUUACAAAAUAUUUAGAAUGUUUAUAGGCCCAUUUAAGGAUAUUCCACCUGAAGAUAUUUAUUCAAAGUGUGAACAAUUCUUUACUCCUUAUAUUAUGACAAGGAACAUUACUAAUAAUAUAAGUAAUAUAAUACAAGGAAUAAACUAUUUACCAUUGGAAAAAAAUUCAUUCUUUAAAGUAAUGUGCUUCAUAGAUCUACUUGAAAUGAACUAUCCAGAUUUUAAAUGUAUUUCUUUUGUCUAUAAUGAUCAACUUAUAUGGAAUGGCCUUGCUACCAAUGACAUGCUGACACUAUAUCAAUAUUUAGUACAAACAUUACUGCCAAAGCAAGUUGAAAAAGAGAUACAAGGUGGAGCAGUAACCGCUGCUCAGCGGCAUGGACGAUUUAUCAGCCCUUCAGAUGGUAUUCGUAGUGCAGAAGACUUACAUAAGCUUCACAAAGUAUAUCUCAUGCGUGAAGAUGAUACAGACACAAAGCAAUAUUAUCUUGUAAUUUAUAGGACACUGAGUGCCACUGUCUGUUUCACUGUUAAUAUGGAUACAGAUUUAAACAUUGAUACAUUUAGAGCAUUAGAUGCAUUUAUUGGCCCACAACUGUCUACUAUUGCAUCAUCAAUAAGUGAACAGUGUACACUACAUGCUCUGCAAAAUGCACAACUAGCGAGCUCAGAUCAUAAAUUUCUAUAUUUUAACAGACUAAAUUUAGCAUGUAAAACAUCUACGCCAGCUUCUUCAUUAACUCCCUCAACAGCAAUAAAGCCAGAAGUACUAAGUAUAAUUGCAGGCAUACAUUCAGAUAGGAAAAGCCUUGGAAACUAUGGUGAAGUUAUUAUCAAAACACCAGACGAAUAUUGGAUUGCAGGAAAAUCAUCUAAUGAUAGGGAGUUCUAUGUUAUAAUACAAGAUAAAAAUGCAAAUUUAAAGGACAUUGCAGAUGAAGUGAAAAGAAUGUGUGAAGAUCAAAUGAAAGGUAUUUUUUUUUAUCCUAUGUGAAAAUUGUUAUAAACGAAAUUACAUAUUUAUUAUUAUUUAUGUAUAAUUUUAAAUGUAAUGAAUGUUUGUAAUAAAUGUUAAUUAAUAAUAAAAAUA